AUGGUUAAGUUUGUUGAGAUCUGGAGUGAAGAACUUGGCAGAAUAGCACAGGCUCACGCCGACAAAUGUGUUUAUGUAAAAAGUACAAACAAAACCAGAGUAACGGUGUCAUUCCAAGACGUGGGGGAAAACAUUCAACUAAUGAACAUAAACGGGAGGUAUAGUGGGGCUACAACAGGGGAUAAACAUUUUACAGGGAGGUAUAGUGGGGCUACAACAGGGUAUAAACAUUUUAGAGGGAGGUAUAGUGGGGCUACAACAGGGGAUAAACAUUUUACAGGGAAGUAUAGUGGGGCUACAACAGGGGAUAAAAAGUUUACAGGGAGGUAUAGUGGGGCUACAACAGGGGAUAAAAAGUUUACAGGGAGGUAUAGUGGGGCUACAACAGGGGAUAAACAUUUUACAGGGAAGUAUAGUGGGGCUACAACAGGGUAUAAACAUUUUACAGGGAGGUAUAGUGGGGCUACAACAGGGGAUAAACAUUUUACAGGGAAGUAUAGUGGGGCUACAACAGGGGAUAAAAAGUUUACAGGGAGGUAUAGUGGGGCUACAACAGGGGAUAAAAAGUUUACAGGGAGGUAUAUUGGGGCUACAACAGGGUAUAAACAUUUUACAGGGAAGUAUAGUGGGGCUACAACAGGGGAUAAAAAGUUUACAGGGAGUAUGGAAAGGAAUAAUUCAUAUACCAUAGAAGUGUAUGACGAAGCUACCAGAGUUAUGUAUAGUGUUAUAGUUGUCCGUGCCGAAACUGAGUUUAUUGGAUGUGGAAUGAAGGAGUGUGGUGACGCCAUGUUUACCGUUUGCAACUAUGCACCGAAAGGAGAUCCAAAAUCCAAGCCAUACCUUCGUCGGUGUAGAAAUUGUCCGAGUGGAUACACCGAAAAAUCCAACCUUUGUGUUAAAGAACUUGAAAAAUCUGGAAAUAAGUUACCAUUUUUUGUUAAAUCCAACGCAUAA
Saccostrea echinata is the source of this 957-nucleotide messenger RNA. RefSeq names its product fibroin heavy chain-like. The record is from RefSeq and is a predicted model, not a curated record. Lineage: Eukaryota; Metazoa; Mollusca; Bivalvia; Ostreida; Ostreidae. Bases 1 to 957 code for a protein of 318 amino acids. The transcript has 6 exons.